CGUAUACGGCCCGAGUAUCGAGCAGCUAUCGCGGGUGAGCGAUCCAUCAUAAUCCUCAUACUAUGUUCCUUUCUCCAAUCAAAAGUCGUCCGAAAUGGCUUUCCUCGCCACCGUUAAAGCCCCGGCGCAGACCGAGCAUUUCAUCGACCGUAACAUCAGGCACCAGCAGAGCAAUGCGCCCCAGCCCGCGAGAGACCCUCCAGACUAUCUGAAAGACUAUGACCAGGACGAGGCUAUCUGGCAACUCGACGACGUGGCCGAAUCUGUGAGAUCACGAACACAGAUGCACGACGAGACGAUGGUGGCUGCAAUGGCCGAGGAGACUCCGCCGGAUGCACCGACUCCCGAACAAGAGGAAGCAGAGGAGCAAAAGAUCAAACAGAGAGAAGCAUUGGGUCGUGACCUUCUCACCAUGGCGGGAUCAGUUUCCGAUUCAACACAGCGUCUUCCUUGCCCCGUCGUCCUUUCGUGCGCGUCAGCGUGGAUCGACGUGGUCUUUGUCGCUGCUCAAAUCGUAGGUUCCAUCUCAUCUUCCGCAGCCAUGGUUGCCGGUGCGACAGUCGCAAUAGUUGCCGGGGCUGCUCGCGAGUUACAAAAACGUACUCGCGCGAACACCUUUCUUGAAAUGGUUAAUCGGGAUUUGUUCAUGCCGCGUGGCCUGUUUGCCGUAGUGAUGGCGUUCAAGCCUGAAGUUCCGAGUUCGCAACAGGGGCCACUAGUCAAAGUUCAAAAAGGGGCUGGAAAUUGGGUCAAUGACUAUAUGGAUAGAAGAGCAGCAGCUUUCCACACCCUUCAUGAGACGGUCGACUGGUCUCUGACACAGUUAAUCUACCCACGGAGAAGGAGGAGAGGGAGACCAGAGAGCUGGAUGCUCAGCAUAGAUACGCUGGCCGGCCACCUCAUCCCGGGCCAUAUCAAAGUAUUAAAUCCGAAUAUUGAUUUAAAUAGUCUAAAGAUGGUUGUCACUGGAAAUGUGAGAGUGGUCCACAAGUCUUCCUUGUAG
This is a messenger RNA of Aspergillus glaucus CBS 516.65, 1003 nucleotides long. RefSeq lists its product as uncharacterized. The transcript is spliced from 6 exons. Lineage: Eukaryota; Fungi; Ascomycota; Eurotiomycetes; Eurotiales; Aspergillaceae. Bases 95 to 1003 code for a protein of 302 amino acids. The record is from RefSeq and is a predicted model, not a curated record.